UUUCGGUGGUGCUCGCAGCUCGAAGCAGCAGCAGCAGCGUUUUGUGUGCAUUUCGCAUUCGCAUAUUCGCAUUCGCAGCAUAAAUUACAGAUAAUACAGAACAGCCCAGGAAACUACGGAAAAACAUAAAUUUCUAGAAAUUUAAUUACGAAAAGUCACAACAAAACGAAGCCGCUCAAAAACAAAACGAAAGAAAAACAGUAAUUCUCAAUAAUAUAUUUUCAUAAUCGAAGAACUGCAGCGGAUGAAGUGCGAAAAAAAGCGGAAAAGUGCAAAAAGUUUGCGGCAUUGAAAACGUUUUUAAUUAUUAUUUACGUUUUGUUUGUGUUUCGUCGAGCAAAUGCACAAAAAAUAACUGUCCAGUGUGCAUAUGUGUGUGUUAGGCAAGUGUCAGUGCGUCGUGAGUGUUGCAAAACGGUUUUUCGACCAGUGAUUGAAAGCCAAAUGUCACUGUGAAAAUGUCUCAACGAGCCAGUUUUAGCAUCAUCGAGACAAACAUUCAACGACCACAACAAAUCCGGCGAAGGCAACAAAAUGCGAGCCAGGCAACAAAUUUUGAACAUUUAACUAUCUAAAUAACAAUAAUAAAAAAUCAAUCAAAUUGAAAAUAAUUUCGCGGAAUUAUAAUAACUCAAUUUAAAAAUGAACUGAAACAAAAACAUUUUCGUAAAGCAACGCAAAAUUCAAAAAUUGGCAACAAAACUUUUUGGUCUUAAAUCAAAUUCGAAAAUAAAAUAAAUCAACAAAAAAGCGAUUUUCGGCAACGCUGCGUACAUCAUACAACAACUUGAAAUUAUCUCAAAACGUCCACACGUGAACAUGUUUUGCAACUAAGAUGAAAGUCUAAAUCAAUGUAAAUUUUAAAAUCAACAAAAGUAAAACCAAAACCGUCAGCAAAAAACCAGCCCAAAGUCAGUUGAGAAACCGAGGGAAAUCUUUUUAGAACAAACGCAAGAAACAGCAAAAAUUUAAGCCACCAAAUUGGUAAACUCUUCAAAAUUAUUGGUUCGGACAUACGCAAUACUAAACACAGCAACACAACAACAACAACAGCAGCAGCCAUAGCAUCUACUACAGUGAUCACUACAGUAAAAGCAACAGCAGAUAAAACGUGUGUGUUAGUUUGCAUAAAAAUUUCGUUUCGAUAAAAAAGCAACGCAAAAAUAUUUAACAAAAAAAGUAAUCGUAAUACAUGUAUUUAUAAAAUAUAUAUAUAUACCUAUACAUAUAUCUAUGCUUACAAAUUAUAUCGAAGAAUAUUUGGUAAACAUUUUUUGAUAAAAACAAAUCGAGUAAAUACUAAAUAAUUAGCAACAAAACAAAAAUCAAGUAAAAAACUAAAACGUUUUGGACGAAGUGAAAAAGUGCAAGUGAGAUAAAAUAACACAAAAAACUUAUAAAUUCAAAAUUACCACUUGUGAAAGGGUUUACGACUGAAGAUUCUGGAUUUGGAUUAAUGCGAAAAUUUGCAAUUGAAUAUUAAGCAUUUGGCGUGUUCGGAUUCGGAUUCAGUUUUGAGAUUCGGUGCUCUCACAGUUUCUGGUUAAAUUUCUAUGCCAACGCCAAUAAGUCAGUUAUCAGCAACGAUAGUGGAAGUGGAAGUGAUUAGAAAACCGGAAGAAUUCGCAACGAAAUCGGCGAACGUAACGAGAACGACACACAAGAAAUUAACUAAACAAUUGCAAAAUUCCCUUUGGCUAAGGAUUUGCAGCGGCCGAAUUGCUUUUAUGCUCUGCUGGCAGCUACAAAAUUCCACGAAAUUCCAUUUUGGCAACACGAAAACAAACAAAUCAAUUCGCAGCACUACUGAAAGCGGACAUCAUCACCAUCAGCAGGAGCAGCAGCAGCAGCAGCAGCAGCAGAAGAAACAUCCACAUCAGUACACAAAAAUCAUUGGCGAAAAUCGUAAACAACGCUGUCGUCCUUGUCGCCGUUCUGGCGCCGCACAAACAAUUGGGUUCCUGAAAGUUAAGAACACCGAUACGGAUAUCGAUACGGCCACGGAUCGGGACAAAGGUAUAGCCAUAGAUACAGGCGCGGCGACGGAGGACGCAAAACUGCUGGCAAAAUGGAUCCACAGCAGCAGUUCUGCCUCAAGUGGAACAGUUAUUCGUCGAACUUGGCAAUAACAUUCUCCAAUCUGUUCAAAUCGGAUCUGCUGGCCGAUGUCACACUGUCCUGCGAUGGCGCAGUCUUCAAAGCACACAAACUUAUAUUGGCGGCCUGUUCGAAGAAGUUCGCCGACCUGUUCGAGAACACGCCCACAAAUGGCCAGUGCGUCAUCAUACUGGAGGCGACCACGCCGGAUAACAUGGCCGCUCUCCUGGAGUUCAUGUACAAGGGCGAGGUCCACGUCUCCCAGGAGGCACUCAACAGUUUCCUCAAGUCUGCGGAGAGCUUGCAGGUCAAAGGUCUGUCCACGGAAACAGGACGUCUGGCGGCACAGCAGGCACAACAACACAUGGGCGACCUUUCGCCACUGGACUCGCCGACGGGCAGGCGGAGCAUAAGAAACAGCCUGAGCGGUGGCAACAGCAGCAUCGUUCCCGGCGGAGGAGUGGGAAUCGGUCUGGGAGGUGGCGUGUCGGGUGCGAACUCUAUGCCAGGCAUGGGCAUCGGCAACGGAUUGAGCUUGGCCGGCAUGGCCGCUGCCGGAGGAAUGGCGGCGGCUGCCAAUGCGGCGGCCAGCAGUCUGAGUACCCUGGCGGCCAGUGCGAAUAUCGUGGACAGAUGCGGCAGUGCCGGUGGCAACAUCAUCGGCGGAACGGCGGCCGGCAUUGGUGGCUCCCACAGUGGAGGUGGUGGAGCGGGUAAUGGCGGAGGAGCAGGAGGAGGUGCAGGACUGGGAGGCAAUGGUGUAGGCAGUGGUAAUGGCGGCGGUAACAACGGACCCAUAAGCCUGGGAAGCGGCGCUGGCGCUGCUCACCAUCUAGGCGGAUCCAGCGGUAUCCUGAAGCAAGAGUGCGACUCAAUGAUGCAUCCGGGCAGCAGCAGUUCCUCAUCCGGAAUGGGCUACACCCAUGUGCCGCCCAUCUACCGACCCAUCAACUACGAACCACCGCGCAAGAGGGCAAUAGUCCGUAGCCCGUACUCCGAGCAGGAGCAGCGCGGUUCCGUGCUGCGAGAUGGCUCCAAGUCCUCCGAGUGUCCCAGCCCCAUCAACAAGCCGCCGUACCACCGACCCUCGUCCAGCGCCUCCUCCACGGCGCCCACCGAGGCCGACACCAUGCACUCAGAACGCGCAUCGCCACAGUCCAGUCGCUACGAGAACCACAGUCCCAGCACCACAGCAGGAAAUGGUAAUGCCAACAGUGGCUUGGAUCGCAUUGUGAAAUCGGAGCGCAAUAAUGGCAGUGCAAAUGAGGCUAAUGAUGACGACCGCGAGCUUAUGGAUGAGUCCACAGAUAACGGAGCCGAGGACCUGCGCGUGAAGCUGGAGAACUUGAAGUACUCACCGCCACCGCCGCCGAACUCGAACACCUCGUCGACCACACCGAACGCUCUGCUGGAUAACCUCAAGGCGGACGGCACGCUGUCCAGUAACUUGGCCGCCUCGAUAGCACCGGCGGACAUGUUGAACGUAUGGAACGCGACCAAGAUGAACAACAAGAACAGCGUGAACACGGCCGAUGGCAAGAAGUUGAAGUGUCUGUACUGCGACCGACUGUACGGCUAUGAGACGAACCUGCGUGCACACAUCCGGCAGCGUCAUCAGGGCAUCCGAGUGCCGUGUCCCUUCUGCGAGCGGACCUUCACGCGGAACAACACGGUGCGACGUCACAUUGCGCGGGAGCACAAGCAGGAAAUUGGAUUGGCGGCGGGGGCAACCAUUGCUCCUGCUCACCUGGCAGCAGCGGCGGCAGCAACAGCGGCGGCAACAGCAGCGGCCAGCAAUCAUUCACCAUAGGAAGCAGCCGCAACAGCAGCGGCAUCAGUAGUCAUGAACGCCCACAAGGAGGCGGCAAAGCAGCGCAAACGUAAAUCACUCAAGAUGGCACUCGAGAAGUGCAUGCAGCGACGGGAUGCAAUGGUGGCGGAGACGGUGACCACCACCACGGCGUCGGGGGCAGGAGGAGCAGGAGAUGGGGCAGAGGCAGGGGAGACGGCAGAUGGGGCAGGAUCGGAUGAAGGAGCCGGUGGUUCAGAGGGCACUGAACCGCCGCUCACCUACGAACAGCAGCAGCAGCGAAUGCACCACGAGCUGACGCAGCAGAUCCGAGCGGCCAUGGCGGCGGAACAGGCGGCCGAGGCCAUGGAUUCGACCAUGAACACCACGGUUAAUACCACCACGACGACGGCAACCACCACAACGAACACCACGGGAACCACCAGUGAUGGUUGCAGUGAUGCGGAGGCCAGUGAUGGUAGCGAUCGACCCAUGGAAGUGGACGAAGAUCAGCCGCCGGAACCGCAGCCGGGUUCCGAACUCUUGGUGGUGGAGCCAAAGAUCGAGGUGCUGUCGGAGUCCGAGGACGACGACGAGGACCGACUGCACAUGUCCGAAGCGGAACCGGAUAUCCAGGCGGAAGCCAUUUACGAUCACAUGCCCAACACGCCCACCAGCCCACCACCACACAUCGUACCGCCCAACGAGACGCCCACUCUGACCUCCACGCCCAAGGUCAAUGUGGAGCAAUAGGAUGAGGAGAAAAGAGAUGCUGCCCCCCUGAGAGGAUGCCCCCCAAAGAAGCUGCUUAGGUUUAGGCUAAGAAUAGAUGAAGAUGAUGGAGUGAAAGAUGAGUGAUUUACAAAAAAACGAUUUACGCGCGCAAAGAAGAUGAUAUAUGACUACUGAUGCAACUGCUGUUGCCCUCGGAGACCACCUACCAAGAUAUAAAAACGAAGUCCCAAGAACGGGCAAAUUGAUUACUAUAAUAACUGAUAACAAAGAAUUACUAAUAUGAUAAGGUUUACCACACGAAAACACCAAACACACAAGAACAAACAAUCAGACAGUACAGACGAACACACACGAACAGAAGGCAGAAUUUGAAGACCAACUCUUUGCAGAUUUUUCAUUACAAAUUUGUGUUAAAGCCACAUCACCAACAAUAAUAGUAUAAAUAAUACAAAGUUAAUGCAGCAGAAAACUCAAGACAAAUGCAACACAAUCCAAAAACCAAUAAAUGGCAGCAAACAGAACAUUGAAAUAAAUGCAAUCCGGCUGAAAAAUCGUUUUCAGGGUGCUAAUCAAACAAAAAACACUCGCAACAAUGCAACAAUGAAAAACAAGUUAAAAACUAAAACUAAAUGAAAUAGUAAAAUGCAAAAAGUUUGAACGUUUUUGAUUGGUACCGCCAAAAAAGUGUAGCAAGCAUAUUACAAAGAACAAAACGUUGAGAAUUUGUUUAUUCGUGUGUGUUGAAGGGAGGAGAUCGAUUAGAUCGAUUAGAUUAUUGUCGCAUAUAUUUUUGAUUUCCUAUAGAAACGUCACCAAAACUGCAAGUUGCCUCAAAUCAAACGAAACGAUAAUGCUAAAACAAAAAACUGAAUUUAAUGAAACGUUAAUAACUAUGAUUAAACACUGCAAAAACAAAUAGCUGCAACAAACAAACUACAAAGCAACAAUAGCAACAACAAAACCGCAACCACAAGUACCUGCAAUAAUAAAAUAGUAUAAACAAAAGAAACAAAAUACAGAAUAGAAGAGAAACGCUGAACCUAGGGAGGAGCCAGGAUUCGAGGGUCCUUGGGCAGCCCACACGGUCAAGAUAGGUCCUCACUUUCCCCGAACGUCCGCCCUUUUGUCCGGUUUUUUUGUAAAUAAUUUUAUUAAAUUAAUAAUACGAAAAGGCAAAUUGGGCACGCCGUAGGGCCAAGUGAUGUGACUGCUUUUCCAAGGGGUAACACCAAGGGUUUGAAGAUCUGUGCUCGAGAACAGAAAAAGAUUUGCUUUAAAAACGAGUAACAUUUUUGUUUCGUGAUUUUUCGUACUGUUUUAUGAUUUACUCAUUCAAGUUUAGGCCUCAAAAUUUCAUACAACUGCUUUUCGGCUACAAAAAUGACAAAAUUCAAAUUCAAUUCCAAAUUCAGAAGUUUCUAAAGAAUUAAAAAAACAAUUGGUAAAUUGGGUGCCUAUAAGAAAUAUAUAAUUAAAUGACUACUAGUAAAAUUUUAUAAGCAAAGGAAAAAUAUAUUUAACGAUGUGAGAGAAAAGCAAAUAGCAAAGAAAACGUAAAGUAAAUAUAAUUAUUUUUUAAUUGAAUAAUUCUAGCCAAGUGUGAAACAUGUUAAUUAACAAGCGAAAAUAUUAAGCAAAAACCACUCAAAAACGUUCUCAAAAACUUGAUGGCAACAACAAAAACAAACAACAAACAGCAAUAAUUACAGCAAGAAAACGAAAUUCAAAAUCAAACUUUUGGCACACCUUUGGAAAACAUUUUUCGUACAACAGAAAAUUCACCAAAAAAUCCAAACCACAAAAAUUCAAAAUUCCUUUUUUCGGAUCUUAUAAUUUCGAUGGCUACAAGGGAAAAAUUCCCAAAAAUUCAGAAACCACAAGAAGAAUAAGCUGUAAAAUACUAAACAAAAAAGAAAACAAUUUUGUUGUAAGCGAAAGAGAAGAAAACUAGAAUGGAAAUCUAAGAAAAAUGCAAUGGAAAAUAUUGAGAAAAUUGUAAAUACAUUUAUUAUUACCGCAUGUAUAUCCAUAGCAUAUAUAUGUGUGGCCUCAGUUGUAUAAUGAUAGAACCUAGAUCUAAUAUAUAUAAAUAUGUAUACCUGUGUAAACAUAAACUACUAAGCGCAUAUGUAGGAACACAUUAGGCUCGCCAACAGAGAGAAAGAAGGGUUUUAUUUUAAACUGUCUUAAUUUCUACGUUUUCCGUGCUAGCAAGGCAAUAGAAAGGAUAAUAGCUACAACGUGUGAUCCAGCAUCCAUAGAACCGUAAAAUAGCCAAAAUGUUGAAUAUUAAACUACUUUUAUUAACUGUUGAGAACCACAGAAUACACCCCACACGAAACACAAAGCCGAGUUAAAAUAGAUUUUCUACCCAUAGAAGAUGCAGACUACCAACGUCACCCCGACCCCCCAGUUUGUUCUGUGAUAUCGUUUUGAAGUUGCAAACGAAUAGAGCGUUUUUUCUUCUUCGUUUAGUUCUUUUUCGUUUUAUGAAUAAUUUUUCCUAAUCAAGAAACGACAACUCGAAUUUUAUCUAGCAUUCGUGUUGAGCAGGAGAACAGAAACAAUAGAAAAGAAGCAGCAGCAACCGCAAAAAGCAAUAGUAAUAUUUUAAAAAACCAUUAAAGUCUGGCAAUAUUCAAACCAAACUACCUCUUCACACCCAUGCAGAUUAACCCCUGGUCGCCGGUCCGUUUUUUGCACACCCCCAUCAACGUUCGCUGGAGUCUGAAUUACAUUUUAUUUUUAAGUACGUUGAUGGGGCGCAAAUUCAUGGAUUCGGACCAGGGUCAAGCCAUCAGUCAGUAAUUCAAUCCGUCAGUCAGUGAAUCAAUCAAACAAUAUAAUAUUUAGUAAUCAGGGGUUAUUAAGAUUAACCAUAUAUUUUAAUUGAUAUACUUACUUUUAGUUUACCUUUUAAUUAGUUAUUAGUUUCGGUAUUCGUUUCGUUUUACAAUUAGAGUCUAAUCAAACUCAGGAACUCAUAUACCUCAGGAAAGAACCUACCUCUUUGUUUUUUAAACUUGUUUACACUAUUUUUAUUAUUAUUACGAUUAUAAUUUUUGGUUUGCAUGGGACAAACAAACAAAGAUAAAAAGGACGAGAGGGAACACAAAUGAUGUUUUGUUGUAAUCGAAGAUGCUAUCAAGGAAAGCUUUAGUUCUUAGUUCGAUUAUCGGUUAGUUAGUGGCUAGCAAUUAUGUUUAGUGAGGACUAAUUUUAAAUGUAAAAGACACAAUCACACAUGAACACACAAUAGCAAUAAUGAUGGGAAACCAAAACCAGAUCGAACUGCAAUAGUAAACUGAACUACCUCAAUUAGCCAUAGACUGUGCAGUAACGAGAUGAGCAUGAUAUACCAUAUAGAUUUUUCGAUUUCCCCACAUUCUUUUCUUCUUUUUGUAAAAUGGUGACACAUAUAGAAGCACUCAGAUCCACUGAACAAUCUUUUUUUUGUAAGAAGGGAUAAACCCAUUAAAGAUUUUCUUUUAGACGUUUUCAUGUACAUAAAUAUGCGCUAGACACACAGAGCCCACGAAAUUCAGACAAAACAAAAACAUCUAAUGUAAAAUUACAAGAAUAUACUUUUGGCUAAACUCUAACUAUACGAAAAUAUCCAAAACUUUUACUAUGUAUGUGUAGAGAGCAGAUGAUGUAGGCGAUAUAUGAACCAGGAUUAAGAUCAUUUGUAUACAUCAAUUUCGGCAAAGCAACUAAAUGAGGCAAACCAAACAAACAAAAACACGAGAAAAACAAACGUAACUCUUUAUAAUCUAACUAUAAACAAAAAUACAAAGAAAUUAUUUAAGGCUACAAAAUUUACCCCAAAAAGGAAUGAAAAAUCCACAAAAAAAUUAAAGAAACGAUCCCAGUAAAUGGUAUACUUUUGCUUGAGCCAAGUCCAGUGCAAGAAUACUUGCUUUGAGCAAAGCAAAAAUUAAACUAAAUUAAAUUCAAAGCAAACCAAAAACGGUUAUAAAAUUGAAAAAAAACGACAUGGAAAACAUUUUGCUAAACGAAGAUAAACAUUUUCUAAAAGAAACUUGCGUACAUAAGCAAACUUUACAAAACAAACAUUUUAGGCUUAAACUUUUGGCUAACGAAAAAAAAAAAAAUUACAUAUAACAAAUAUUAGGCACAAGCAAAUCUCUAUGUACGUGCAACAUUUAAACAUAAAUAUUUAUUUAAAAAAAGGAAAAAGCAAAGAUACUUUUAUCUGUAAUCAGAUUUUAGGCCCAACUUUUCGACAAGAGGCGUAAAAUAAUUUCUUUGUAAAAUAUGUUUGCAAACAAAACAAAUCGAAAGAAAAAUCCCAGAGAGCGUAAUUAACUUAAUCUAAUGGUAAAAAAAAACACAAAUGUCGCCAUUUUGCAUUUAGAGCGUACAGUAAAGCACACAUAACGUCGACAAAUGAAACGUCACGAAAUCAAAUUAUUGUACAUAAAAUAAAUCAACCAACAAAAAUUGUGUAUUGUAUAUUCGUAAAUUUUCAAUACUGUUUAGUUACCCGUACCCUUGAGUUGUAUAAAUUAAAUAAUAAGAAAAUCCAUAAAACAAAAGUGAAACUAAACCUUUACAAAUAUAAUAAUGGUAACGAUACAAAAAAAGUGUGCACACGUACAAAACAAAAUUUAAGUUCAAUUUUAUGUGUAAAACUAGUGCACCGAACAUUUUGUAAGAGCUCGAUGUAAUUUUUGUUAUAUAUUUUUGUUAGUAAUUGUUUUUCUAUUAAUAUUUAGCGCGAAAUGUCAAGAUGCAAAAUAACACGAAAAAUCCCCCCCAACAAGCCAAUUGUACUUACGAUUACUUUUCAAUUUUAAUAUAAUUUUGUGACACUUUCAACAGAACCAAGUAGCCCUGUCCCCACUAUUAUGUUACUUUACCUAAGUUAUUUCAAAUAACUAUAAAAUAAUAAAUGUCGAAAAGCGAUAAACUGCAUGCACCAAUCCCAGAUUAAUUUUAAGAGCCAAAAGAAUGUAAUAUAUAUUUUUGUAUAAUUUGUAACAUGUUCUUUUCGAUCGCAACAAAUUGGCUUGUUCACACAUUUUUUCUAAUUUGUAACAAUUAUAUGAUAAAUCUAAAUUUAUAAUAUAUAAACACGUAAAUGCUAAAAACAAAAUGCAACUAAAUAAAUGUUAAACCCCAGAAAAAAAACACAAAA
Drosophila biarmipes is the source of this 9782-nucleotide messenger RNA. It is a transcript of the gene chinmo, whose product is annotated as zinc finger protein chinmo. Gene Ontology annotation, cellular component: nucleus. Gene Ontology annotation, molecular function: protein binding. Gene Ontology annotation, biological process: regulation of transcription by RNA polymerase II. The record is from RefSeq and is a predicted model, not a curated record. Lineage: Eukaryota; Metazoa; Arthropoda; Insecta; Diptera; Drosophilidae. The transcript is spliced from 7 exons.